Molecule: messenger RNA, 777 nt
Organism: Oldenlandia corymbosa var. corymbosa
Lineage: Eukaryota; Viridiplantae; Streptophyta; Magnoliopsida; Gentianales; Rubiaceae
Source: the annotation of a GenBank genome assembly
CCAAGUUAACUAACGGCCCUCUCUAAAUCGCCCUUAUGUCUCAUUUUCAUGAAAUAAUAAAAAUAUAGUAACCCAUAAUCAGAAGCCAUCAGUUUCAGUUCGUUUCGGGGGGCUACUUUAUCAAAAAAGGCCAAAUAAUUGACCCCUAUAAAUACCAACCCUUCUCUCAAUAUAUCUUCAUCUCCAAAAAUACUAAUCAUAUACAAAAAGUUUAACAUUGUGAGUAUUAAAUAUGGCUUCCAUUGGAGCAAGUUAUGCAAACCUUCGUGUUCAGCAAAAGCGUCAAGAAGAGAAAUUGAAGAGGAAGGAAGAAGAAAGAGCAAGAAAAAAUGGAGGGUCUUCUGUAGGGAAUAUCAUCAGUAACAAUCCUGAUACCAAAAGCAAUAGAGUUUUCCCUUCUGCUGGUGGAAGCUUUGGAUAUGAUGCAAAUUCUGAGUUGGGUUUUGGGAGUAGGAAUGAUUGAUGUUGAUUAAUCAUGAGUUCCUUUCUUGGCGCUUUUGAGUUUAAGCCUCUUUGUUGUGUUUAGAACUUUUGCUUAAUUUGUCGAUUCAGAAAAUGAAUUGGUAUCUGUAGUUGACUAGAUGAUAGUGUUUGUUGGCGGUUGGCUAUGCUUUUGGUAAUGUAAAUUUGUUGGUGAAAAUCAGUGGGAUUUUGUAUCUAAUGCUUGAUUUCGUGUUAUUUUUUGUCUUUCCUUAAAAUUUUUAUUAUCAAUUGGUAUUCUGUCCGUCUCAUUUUAAUAAUACACUUAAUAAUUAUAUUAUUUUAGUUAUUCGUUGG